AUCAAUCCAGGCUACAUCUUCGCCUGCGGACUGGGAUCGACGAUGCUUCGUAGCUGUGUCCCUUCAUGCCAUGUGUAUCUUGAUAGUGUAAGCAUCUUCAAGCCUUUGGCUACAGGAAACAUCCCAGAUCCAUGUGUCGUUGCAGUCGAGUGAGUAUUGUACGUAUGGUAUUGAGGCUCUAUCUAAAGACACCCUCGUGGAGCACGUUAGCGAGACUCUCGGAGAACCAUUGGUCCAGAACGCUCGCUGUACGUUUUCCCUCGCUUUGGGCCGGCCUACCCUAACUCCGUGCAAUUGGCAACUUCCGCUAAUAUCGUAGCGCCGGACAACAUGUUCCUCGCUUCAUCGCCCAGAGAAUCCUGCUGGGGCAAACGAUCGGCCGAACUGGCACACGGAAUUGGUCGAUCUCGCUGGCGGGGCAGAUUAAUUUUAACCACUGAGACACUGGGCUGGACUGGGGGUGUACUGGGUACGUCUCUGUUAAGUCCGACGUGUAUACCGUAUGGAGUUACGAGUUCGUCGAGUACGGCGAAGUCCGGAAUUAAGCCCGCAGUAUUUGGAUGUACAUUGAUACUCUUUCGAGAGAGGUGCUGAUUGAAGAUAGCAAAUCAGUGCUAAGAAGAGAAUACUAGGAUCAAAUUUUUCGGCUUAUGUAUGCCUUACGCAAUGCCUUGGAUGCCUCAGUAUCCUGCACGCUACUGCUGUAGCUGCAGCACGGGGCCCUUCCAGUCAGCCUUAGACCAGGGUGCCAUGCGCUGAGCUAGGGGGUAAAGGAGGGGACAAAACGUGGCCUUCCUCGAGAUGUGGCAUGAUCUGACUGACUAGUAGUACCAUCGUCGAGGAUCAGGACUGGGCCCGAGACCGGCUACCACAGGCGUGUUUGUCACCCUUGACAUCUACCGGGUCGUCAAUGCAUAACUAUCUCACUUCGUCGCCCGGUGGUUGGUCCCCUCGGUUGAUCAUAAUACCACCUAAUAAGUAAUAUCGAUCCUGAUACGGCACGUUCGUCUAGGGGCUUCCCAUUAGAUGAAGAGAAAUGCUACAUCGUCAGCUCUUCUGGUACUAGUAUGACCAAAUAAAUGGAAAUUAAUUUCUUCAGCCGGUCCCACUUGACAGAAUCAAGAAAAUAACGACAGAUAACGCUGGAAGGAUUCAGAUCCCCGCUGGAACAUGCAGAGAGUCCAUGCAUGCGGACCUCCCACAUUGGCUUGGGCGAGACGCCGUUCACCAAACUAAUUGGCUGACAAGUCAUGAUUAAUUUACGGCCGCCAGUCUCAUUCGCCGGCCACCGUUAUUGUAUAUCUGCCAAAACCUGAUCCUUGCGGAUGCCAGGUCCAUUGGAAUGUUCCAUCCGACCACACGUGUGCAAGAGCCUCUGUUACCAUUUCACGGCGAUCACGCAC
This is a messenger RNA of Aspergillus pseudonomiae, 1403 nucleotides long. RefSeq lists its product as uncharacterized. Lineage: Eukaryota; Fungi; Ascomycota; Eurotiomycetes; Eurotiales; Aspergillaceae. The transcript has a single exon. The record is from RefSeq and is a predicted model, not a curated record. The coding region runs from base 331 to 594 and encodes 87 amino acids.